ACAUCUAACUUGGUCACCCCUCUUUAACCCAGUGGCACUAAUUAGUCCAUCCUUGACCAGCAAAAGUUUCUCACCUCAUUGAUAAAUGCUAGACAGUCCAGACAGAUUAGGUAGGAGGGUUUCACCAAGUGUUGUGAACUUGUGAUUAUAAAUAGCUGAGCCCUCUAGUUGUGCCCUUCACCACAUACCCAUCUCAGAGCGCGCAAAAGCCUUUCAGACCAAGAGAAGAGAACUAGCGUCAGAGUCGCAUACCUUGGGGAGAGUUUAUAAGGUAGCACCAGGACAACCAUCGGGCUCCAUUGAGAUCUUCAGGCAGAUCAUCAAGCAUCAUGCAGCGGUGGACUCGCAACGGGAUGCUGAACUUCUCUCAGCCGUCGGCGUCCCCGUUCGGCUUCUACGACCCCGGCCAUGGCGCGUCGAGCAGCCGCGGGCGGUGGCACGGCUGCCGGAGCCAGGACAAGGAGCAGCGCAACCUGGAGAAGAACCUGACCAAGGUGCGCAAGGAGUGGAUGAAGGUGAAGGAGGAGAUGGGGUACGCGAGGCUGCUGAGCGAGCACCUCAGCGAGACGGUGACGGAGGCCGACCGGAAGGUGGCCGCCAUGCUGGAGGAGCUCGACCGGACGGACAAGUAUAUGCAGGACAUACUGUCGUCGUCCCAGCAGAAAUGAACUAGCCAUGGUGGCAGAUUUUUUUUUUUGAGCCGGACAUUAUUUGUGUGUUUAGCUAGCUAGAGCUUCUCCUUUGGGGGAUUUUUGCCAUUUGGUAUUCUUGUAGAUGUCCAGGCCAGUACGGCCGGCGUGUAUGUACAUCAUAUGUAGUCGACGGGUCUGACAUAUAUAUGUUAUUCUUCAGUUCGCCUAUGUAUA
This is a messenger RNA of Panicum virgatum (switchgrass), 866 nucleotides long. RefSeq lists its product as uncharacterized. NCBI's taxonomy places the organism in Eukaryota, Viridiplantae, Streptophyta, Magnoliopsida, Poales, Poaceae. The transcript has 2 exons. Bases 330 to 668 code for a protein of 112 amino acids. The record is from RefSeq and is a predicted model, not a curated record.